Messenger RNA from Pipistrellus nathusii (Nathusius's pipistrelle), 1284 nucleotides. The record is from the annotation of a GenBank genome assembly. Lineage: Eukaryota; Metazoa; Chordata; Mammalia; Chiroptera; Vespertilionidae.
AUGGCCUCCCGCCUGCUCCUGGGCUCCCUGCGCCGCUGGGGCCGCCCGUGCCCGCCGCGCGCCGCCAGAUGUUCUCAUUCCGGAGGGGAGCAUCGUCUAGAAACUUCUUCUGCUAAGAAACUAACAGAUAUAGGAAUUAGAAGAAUCUUCUCUUCAGAGCAUGACCUUUUCCGGGAAAGUGUAAGGAAGUUUUUUCAGGAAGAAGUGGUUCCUCAUCACGCAGAAUGGGAGAAAACUGGAGAAGUGAGCAGGGAGCUUUGGGAAAAAGCCGGAAAGCAAGGACUCCUCGGGGUCAACAUCGCCGAGCAGCACGGCGGCAUCGGCGGGGACCUGUACUCCGCAGCUGUGGUUUGGGAGGAGCAGGCGUAUUCGAAUUGCACAGGCCCGGGCUUCAGUCUCCACUCAGACAUUGUCAUGCCCUAUAUUGCCAACUACGGCUCCAAAGAGCAGGUGGAGCGCUUCAUCCCCCGGAUGGCCGCGGGGAAGUGCAUUGGCGCCAUCGCCAUGACGGAGCCCGGGGCGGGCAGUGAUUUGCAAGGAGUAAGAACACAUGCUAAAAAGGAUGGAAGUGACUGGGUUCUUAAUGGCAGCAAGGUGUUCAUUACCAACGGGUGGCUGUGUGACGUGGUGAUAGUGGUGGCCGUCACAAACCGCGAGGCUCGCUCCCCGGCCCAUGGCAUCAGCCUUUUUCUGGUGGAAGAUGGAAUGAAAGGAUUUAUCAAGGGACGGAAGCUACAUAAGAUGGGAAUGAAAGCCCAGGACACUGCAGAAUUAUUCUUUGAAGACGUUCGGUUGCCAGCUACUGCCCUGCUUGGAGAAGAGAAUAAAGGCUUCUAUUACCUCAUGCAAGAGCUUCCACAGGAAAGGCUUCUGAUUGCCGAGUUAGGCGUUUCAGCCAGUGAAUUCAUGUUUGAGGAAACCAGGGACUACGUGAAACAAAGAAAAGCUUUUGGGAAAACAGUGGCUCAUAUACAGACGGUGCAGCAUAAGCUAGCAGAACUGAAAACACACAUUUGUGUAACCAGAGCUUUCGUGGACAGCUGUCUGCAACUGCAUGAAACAAAACGUCUGGAUUCUGCCUCGGCUUCCAUGGCGAAAUACUGGGCAUCUGAAUUACAAAACAGUGUGGCUUAUGACUGCGUGCAGCUCCAUGGAGGUUGGGGAUACAUGUGGGAGUACCCAAUUGCAAAAGCUUACGUGGAUGCCCGAGUUCAGCCAAUCUAUGGUGGUACCAACGAAAUAAUGAAGGAGCUGAUUGCCAGAGACAUCGUCCGAGACAAAUAG